Messenger RNA from Lactuca saligna, 624 nucleotides. Lineage: Eukaryota; Viridiplantae; Streptophyta; Magnoliopsida; Asterales; Asteraceae. The record is from the annotation of a GenBank genome assembly.
AUGCAGAAUCCAGCUUUGAUUGGUCUCUUAGACGGAGUACCAAAUCAAACUGAAAUGGAAUCUCAAGAUUUCUUAAGGAAUAUGUUGGAUCAAAUAACUAGAAACCCCGAAAUGAUGAGAGCGAUCGGUCAACUUGGUCAACAUAUGGAUGAUAAUCAAGAUUUAGGUAGCAUGUUUUCAGCUAUGAGUGAGCCCCAAUGCCAAGGAGGCGGCGACAGUGGUUUUGAUAGCGACCUUGAUAUGUCCUUUAUGGUUCAACAAAUGAUGCCUUUUUUCUCUCAAGCUUUUUAUCAUGAGGACUCGGGAUUAAAUUUACUUGAACAUCAUCCGCCCAUAAAAAAAGAGCUUCAUCGUCGUUGUUAUAGUGAUAGUGCAAGCAUCAAGGGCUCAUCGGUAGAUUGUCAGAUGAAUCUCAAAGAAGUAGCUAAAAAGAUUGAAGACGAGUAUCCACCUUUAGAGAUAUUCUCAUCUGUAAUUGAAACUACCGCUCUUUUGAAUGAAAAUAUUCAAGAUAUAUAUGGUCUUGCUGAUUUAUGUUCAGAUGAAGAACUUGCUGAGGAAUUUAUGAAGAUGAUGAGGCGCGAUGUUUGUCGGCGGCUUGGAAAGAGAUAUGAUAGAUUUUAG